Messenger RNA from Trichogramma pretiosum, 1699 nucleotides. Its product is annotated as protein 60A-like. Gene Ontology annotation, cellular component: extracellular region. NCBI's taxonomy places the organism in Eukaryota, Metazoa, Arthropoda, Insecta, Hymenoptera, Trichogrammatidae. The coding region runs from base 247 to 1440 and encodes 397 amino acids. Gene Ontology annotation, molecular function: growth factor activity; cytokine activity. The record is from RefSeq and is a predicted model, not a curated record. The transcript is spliced from 2 exons. Gene Ontology annotation, biological process: SMAD protein signal transduction; BMP signaling pathway.
AAAUUCUUUAAAAUUUUUAAAGUACUUCAAAAAUGUUAUUUUUUCUGUACUCAAAACACUCGACCGAACUUUUUUCGAUUUCUGGGACCAAUUUCAAGGUCUCGCACAAACGCAAGAGCUCCAGUCGUAUCUCGAGUCAACAGCUGAUUCGCGCACUUUUGUUUACGUCGAAAUUCGGUCGUGUUUAUAUCGAGGCACACGUGACCCUCUCUCUCUCUCUCUCUCUCUCUCGUCUCUAGCAGAACCAUGAAAAUUGCCAAUGGACCACUGUGGUGCUUACUGUACAUCGUCGUGCUGUUAUUAGCGACAACGAUAAAAUCGAUCUUUGCCGAGGAGGAGCAGCAAUCGUCAACGGGCGUUUACGCGAACGACGAUCGACUCGACCGGACCGUGGAGAAUAGGGUGGACGUUCUGAGUAUUCUCGAUUUGCCUGAAAAACAAACGACGACGAGCAAUGACGACGACGACGACGACGACGACGAUGAUACCAAGAAACAGAAUUCGGCGUCGUCGGCGCGUUACAUACGAGGCAUCUAUGAAAGUAUCGUCAACGGAAGCAGCGUUGACUCGGAGCCCGCGACGAUGGGCAGUGACAUUAUCAUGACGUACGCACGGACGCUCGACGACGACAAUUUGAAAAAUCGAUUGCACUUCGACGUAUCGAGAACGCCGACGAUCGGCGGAGUCGUCAAAGCCCAGCUACACUUUUACUCGGACGGCUCCCUCUUGGACGGAGAUCGACGGCUAUCCAUUUACCAGCCGGAGGACUGCGAACCGCCAGUGGAGAGUGGAAGGUGGACGAUUAUCGAUAUCGUCCGGAUCGAGGCGAAUCGUCGCGGCUGGCUGACGAUCGACGUAUACGAAUAUUUGGAUAAAUGCGUGAAUCACGGGCGCGAGCUGGUGUUUCGGCUCAAGCUGAACGGAAGCGGCAAAGGCGACAGGUCGAGGCUGCUGCGAUUCAUGAGCCAGGAAGCCUUCGUCGUGGCUUACUACGAGUCUCGGAACAGCCAAUCUCUAGACAGAAGCCUCUCUGCCGAUCGUUGGAAACGCUCGAAAGCACCACCGGCAGCAGCAGCAGCAGCACCCCCUUGGCGAAAGCAGAGAAAGAAGGCGAGCGAGGGCGCGUGUCGACUGCACCAGCUGUACGUGCGCUUCGGCGAUCUCCAGGCGAUGCCGGACUACGUGGUGGCGCCGGACGGCUUCGAGGCCGGCUACUGCGCCGGCGGCUGUCGCUUCCCGCUGAGCGCCGACGCCCACACGACCAAUCACGCCAUCGUCCAGACGAUGAUGCACGUGCUGCGGCCGGAUCGAGCGCCGGAGACGUGCUGCGCGCCGGCCGGCUACGGCGACGUGGCCGUACUGAUAGUCAGCGAGGACGCCAAGACGCACACGAUCAAGAGGUAUCCGAGGAUGAGGGUGACCGAGUGCACCUGUCAAUGAUGAUGAUGUUUUUUGUUUGUUAUUGUUUUUUUUUUUUGUGCGUUGAUAUUAAUAGUAUAACGAGCGUGACUCGCGAGCGUGGAUGGUUUUGUAAAACACGCGCAUGUACGCGACGCGUCGUUGAUCGAUGCGUGUAUCAUGUACAACGAUGUGAGUCAGGCGAAAUUUUUUGUACUCUUUGAGAGUGAAAAGAGUCGAUUCGGCUGCGUUGGGUUUGUAAAUAUUUAAAAAAAAAAAAAAAUAAUAAUACGAAUAAAGU